UUACUUUCUGUGUGAUAAGUUCUGUUGUCGGAUCUUUGUGAUUAAGACAACAAAACAAAUACUCAACAUAGAAGCAAUGUUAAUCGUGUGUUCUUUCUCGUUGCUAUCGCUGCUGAUAGUCAACAUUCGAGCCAUGCAAUUCCUAGUGGACUUAAAUAAAGCAAAAGCAGUCCUGGGAUUCAUUCAUGAUUUUGAGGAAAUAUUUCCGUUGGUGCAAGCGGAUAUUGAAGAAUUGGAUGCACUUGAAUUUGAUUCGACGAAGACAUCAGAAAAUUACAACAAACUGUUGGAACAUUUCAGAAAUGCCAGCAAUAAAGUUCAUGAGAUCGAGGAAAAUUACAUUAAACUAUCGAAAAAAUCGUUAUAUGAUUACAUCACCUAUGAUCCGCUGGACUUGUAUAUAAUAGAACAUCUGGUUCAAGAUACAGAAACCGCUUCGGAGCAUUUUAAAGAAAUGGGUACCAUUAUAUUCCUUGCAAAUUCCACAGAUAUACUCAAGCUGGCAAAACAGAUAACUUGGGCAAUGCCAAUAAAAAAGACGCUAUUUAAUAACUUUUAUCUGGAACUCCUUGGUCAGUAUUAUGUCGACAAGGAUUUGUUACAUACUCUGCGUCAAAAGUAUGAGAUGCCAUAUAAAAAGCUUUGCUAUAAUCUCCACUUCCCCCAACAGCUUGUCUACUCAUUGUUUAUGGACAUUGCUCUAACCGAAUUGAAGGCCUAUAUCCUGAUCGAGUACUCAUUUUUGAUUAGACGUGUUUCUGGGCAAGGAAAUUUCACUGAAGAAAUAAAUAAGGUUCUUCUCAACUAUAAGAAAGUCAAAGAAUACGCUAUCGAUACACUUCAGAGCACAAUGGAGAAUGCUGAUCGCGAUAUAUGGCGUUGUGAUCCCGAAAAGCAUAUUCCAAAUGUUACCUACGAUGAGGUGACAAGACUUCUUCAGGGAUACGUUGAGAACGAAGUGGAUCUAAGCAACGAUGAGUCCUGCAGUGAAACUUGCUCCGAUUAUCACAACACAACUACAAAAGGUUGCUUCGAUCAAAAGUUUUGUUCUCAGCAGCCUCAGUGCUCGGGUCAUAUUUACGACUGUCAGUUUGUCGACUCGGACUUAUCUAUUUGUCAAUCGAAUGAGAAUAACAGCCGUCGAUAUGAUUAUAUUGAAUAUGAAGACGGACAGAAGUUUGGACAAGGCGAGAAUUGUUCCCGAGACGUUAAUAAUGUAGAGAGCUGGCAUAGAUGGAUUUUCACAAAGUGCAGCUACUGUUUUUGUCUUUGCGAUGAGCCGGGACCAAAGUCUGAUCGGUACUUUAGUCUUCGAGAAACUUUAUCGGAUGUGAUGGCGAACAAAGUGGUGACUGGAGUGCGAUUUGUGAAGAAGAAUCGCAUUUUCCAUUUGCAGAUACAGCAAGGACAACUUUUGCCUCGAGGAGCAAUCAACGAAUCAUCUGUGGAGUGGGUUUCAAUUGAUGACUUCAAAAUAACCGAUCCUGAUGUUUGUGAUGGGGUCGAUUAUCAUUCAUUGAGUCACCAGGAACGUGGUAUAGAUCUGGAUGAAAUUUUGUGUGAAGAGGAAGAAGUGGUCACUGGAUUGCGUUUUCGUGUGUUGAAUGGACGACUGAGUCUCAUAACGAUGUUUAGGGACUUUGAUUUUGAAAGUGGUGAAAUAUUCGAACCGCAGAAAGUCAACUCACAUUGGUCACCAUAUGACGAUAGGCAACAAUUAAAUCUCGAUAAUCUUGAUAUACCAACACGAUCAACAAACAGUUCACAGCCAAUGUCAAAGAGUAAUCAAUAUUUAGAGUUUGUCAAUUCGGGAAUGGAGCAAGAUGCAGCACAAACAACAAUUCCGUUUAUAGACAUUCAGGAUGUGGUAUCAAGCUCUCCAGUUCCAUUGGCUGGAAUUGGAAUAUAUUAUAAAAGUAGUCCGGGAUAUGGCGGAUUUGUUGCACCCAAAAUCAUCAGCUACGAUUUCUCCCCUCAUCUUGGGAGGCCAUAAUUUCCAUAAGAAUGAAUUUACUCAAGCUAUUUAAAAUGAAUGAUGAUAAUGUUACAUAUUUGUAUGGAAACGCUCAUAAAAAAUUCACACAAAUAUUUUUUACAAUGUAAAAUCGAAAUGAAAUUUAGUUUCAAAUUAAUCAAAUUCAAAAUAUGAUAUAUAUACACGU
Molecule: messenger RNA, 2162 nt
Organism: Drosophila sulfurigaster albostrigata
Lineage: Eukaryota; Metazoa; Arthropoda; Insecta; Diptera; Drosophilidae
Exons: 1
Coding region: 77-1993 (638 amino acids)
Source: RefSeq, a predicted model, not a curated record